CAGGACAGCUGGCCUGGCUCACUCCUAGCAUGAACCCCUCAGACCCUCACCUCUCAUGGGGAAAGGAGCUUCUGGGUCCUUUUGAAAACCCCACCCCACUUCCCCAGGGCUGUUCUGCAGCUGCUGGAGAGAGAGAUGCAGAAUGAACGGACUUCAGGUUUCUGGAGGAGACAAGGGAAGAAAGGUUGGAAACUAACUCUGCCAGAAACUGAUGUGUUCAGGAUUUUUCUUUUCUUCCCCUUCGUCUGCACCACAAACCCAUCUCUUCUGGGGGCAUCACGACAUAGGCUCCCCUUGUCUGGCAGAGAAACAGCUGGAAACGGGCUCCCUGAGACAGGAGGGCUGCUCAUCUUCCUCUGGCCACACAUUGUAAACGAAGUAAUGCAUGCAGAAUAACAGAACGCGGUGCGGGGAGCAAGUGUGAAAUGCAUAGGCUGUGAUUCAACUCUUCACUGUCUACCGGAAUCCAACUGGCUCUGAAAUUGAGAGGAAGUUUUAUUUCCAUUCAGCUGCCGUGUAUUUCUCUUGAUUGGAGUGCAUCCUGGAAUGACGUCUUCGGUGAUGCCCAUGCCUUCGAGGGUCCGGGGCCUGCAUCCCAGACACCAUCACUCUCGCUCAUGCAGCCCUUUGAGUCAGCUCUUGCCUGGCUCCGUGGAGCCAUCGUCCAUCAAGGGCCUUUACUACCGCAGGGCCCGGAAGGUAGGUGCGCUGGACGCUUCCCCGACGGCAGACCUGAAGAAGGAGAUCCUGGUGAACGUCGGGGGCAGGAGGUACGUCCUUCCCUGGAGCACGCUGGACGAGUUUCCCCUGAGCCGCCUGAGCAAGCUCAAGUUCUGCCGGAGCCACGAGGAGAUCGCGCUGCUCUGUGAUGACUACGAUGAGGACAACCAGGAGUUCUUCUUCGACAGGAGCCCCAGUGCUUUUGGGAUGAUUGUGAGCUUCCUGGCGGCCGGCAAGCUGGCCCUCCUGCGGGAGAUGUGCGUGCUGUCCUUCCAGGAGGAGCUCACCUACUGGGGGAUCGAAGAAGCCAACCUGGAGAAGUGCUGCCUACGGAAACUGCUGAAGAAGAUGGAGGAGGUGGCCGAGCUGCACAGGGAGGAGGCCCUGCAGCAACAGACGGAGGCGUGCGGCCCCGCCGUGGACCACUCACGCUGUGGACUCUUCAUGAACUGUCUGCGGGAAAUGGUGGAAAACCCACAGUCGGGGCUGCCCGGGAAGGUCUUUGCCUGUCUGUCCAUCCUUUUCGUGGCCACCACGGCAGUCAGCUUGUGCGUCAGCACCAUGCCCGACCUGAGGGCCGAGGAGGACAAGGGUGAGUGCUCUCAGAAGUGCUACUAUAUUUUCAUCGUGGAGACAGUGUGCGUCGCCUGGUUUUCCCUGGAGUUCUGCCUGCGGUUUGUCCAGGCCCGAAACAAGUGCCAGUUCUUCCAGGGGCCCCUGAACCUCAUAGACAUCCUGGCCAUCUCCCCCUAUUACGUGUCCCUGGCGGUGCCUGAGGAGCCCCAAGAAGAUGGCGAGAAGCCUGGCGGCGGCAGCUCCUACCUGGAGAAGGUGGGGCUGGUGCUGCGAGUGCUGCGGGCACUGCGCAUCCUCUACGUAAUGCGCCUGGCCCGCCACUCGCUGGGCCUGCAGACGCUGGGCCUCACCGUGCGCCGCUGCACGCGCGAGUUCGGCCUGCUCCUCCUCUUCCUCUGCGUGGCCAUCACCCUCUUCUCUCCUCUGGUCUACGUGGCCGAGAAUGAGUCCGGGCGGGUCCUGGAGUUUACUAGCAUCCCGGCCUCCUACUGGUGGGCUAUCAUCUCCAUGACGACGGUGGGCUAUGGAGACAUGGUCCCGCGCAGCGUCCCGGGCCAGAUGGUGGCCCUCAGCAGCAUCCUGAGUGGGAUCCUCAUCAUGGCCUUCCCUGCCACGUCUAUCUUCCACACCUUCUCACACUCCUACCUGGAGCUCAAGAAGGAGCAGGAGCAGCUCCAGGCUCGCCUCCGCCGCCUGCAAAAGUCCACCACCGCCAGUGAACGUGAACUCCUGAACGAUGUGGAUGACCUAAUCCUGGAGGGACCCGCCUCACCCAUCAAAUACAUUUAACUCGAAACCUCUCAUGAGUACGCUGGGACUUCAACCCAUCACCCUUGGCUGAUAUGGGCUGGAGAACACCAGGCACAGACUAUAUGAUGGUAUGUUCCUCAGGGAGUGCUCCCAAAGCUAGGAGGGGCUCAAGGCCAGAGAUGUAGGCCCUCGUGACUCUUGACCCUCCUGGCCACGACAAUCUCCCUUUAUUCUCAUUUCCUUCCCAACAGUCUUCAACAUUUCAGGCUGGGCUCCCAUGGAACCCAGCCUACAGAAUUCCAUUCUUCUGCUAAGACCCUCUUUCCUGUCCCACCCCACCACCAGAAACUGGAAAGUACAGUCACUGCAGACCCAUCUGAUCAGAUCUCCUCACCCAGCCUUAUCAGGGUUCCAGCAGGGAUCAAUAUGUUCUCCUUUUCUUCACCGCCUCCAGUGGUUUUCCUAAUGCAGCCGCCUCCCCACUUCCCGCCCAGCUCUGGAAGCUCUUAGCCAAGAAGGCAGAACUGGUCUCUUUGCAUUAAAUCACACAAUGGCUGCAAGCCGGCCAUCCCUCCUGACUUGCCUGGGACCUGGGCAGGAGUGCUGCUUGCAAGAACAGCAGGCCCUCCUUGGCCGACUGGACUCCAGGUAGGGCUUUCUCCAAUUAUCCAGUCCUUGGCCUUGACAGAGGCUGACUCUUGCAGGGCUCUGCAUUGUCCCUUGAGGGAACCCUGUUCCUACUGCUGGUUCCUCCAGGAUUGCAAGAACCUCAGUUUUCCACCCUCUCAGCUCAGCCACCAUGGAUGCAGCGUAGAUUCAACGCAGCAACGAGGGCAGCCUUAAGAUCUGCCCCUCACCUGCCCCUUGGACCAGACCCUUGAUGCCAGAGAAUAGACAUCCUCAGCUUAUAUUAAAAUGUAUUUAUUUAUGUAUCUACUCAUUAACAGAUUUGACCCUGUACAUCCAGUGUAGGAGGCAGAUGUAGGACCAAAUCGAGAUAAAAAGCAGUGUAUGCUGAGACCAGAGAGGAAAGAGCAACGAAUCCUGAGCACUUGGCUCACAAAGGGCAUCACAGAGACCCAGGAAGGGUUGAGUAGUGUGCAGGGGUGUUUGGCAGGCAAAGCUGGAGAGGUGGGUUGGGGUGAGAAGGUGGUGGGUUGUGGGUGCUGGGCAGAGGAUUUGGAUGUUUUUGUAGAUGGAGAGGAGAUGUUGGAGGAAGAAAUGAUGUGAAGGGACUGCGGGGAUAGGUGAUGAAGGUGAUGAGCAGAUGGGAUGCAGGAAGACCAGUUUGGAACAGAGAAUGAUUGAGCAAUUCAGGCGAGAUAUGAGGGCCGACCUCCUGUGGGUUAUUAAGUUGAUGCCAAGUCCUGGCAUCUCGUCUGUUGUCCCCCAGCAAAGCACACCUGGCAGAAGUCUCGAUGGCAUCUCCCCUAAGUGACAUGGCCAUGCAGUUACUCACCCCUGGUUCCAAAUCCCCCAGAGAGAGUGCACUGGGAUAUUAUUAAUGAGCGAAGGUGAGGCAGUCACCUUCAGAUCGGAUGUAGUUUAUGUGUAAUCGCAUUAGCACUUCAUCACUGGGGACAACUUACUUGCUAUUCAUUUUUUUCUGCUAGUAUUUAGCACAGGCCUACUAUGUGCCAAGCACACACUUCCCUCUGACCUCAAUGCCAGGGUCAGCACGGCUGGGGGCUCUGGCUCAGGGGAGCACCCACACCAAAACCUGGCUUCAAUCUAGCCUUGGCCUCGUGGGGAGCCUUUGUUCCCUUUGACUGCUCUGGGGUGCCCUUCCAGCUGAGGAAGGCACAUGUCCCCAUUCAUCUAGAUCUCAAGAGUAGGCAGGGCAUUCCCCCAGUCUGUCACACACUGACAUUUUACCGAGUAAGCUCUUUGACUAGUGGCAUAGUGGCCACUCACACAAGGAAAGGCCCCACCUCUAUAAAAUCCACAUGUGACUUUGGCUCUUUCCCUCUCUGUCAGCUUCGGGGGUAGGGCUAGAUCUGUGGUUUUCUGGCUGCUGGAGUUUGGCGAAGAGCCUCAGGGCUUUUGUGUGGGUGGAAUAUUCUGUACCCCAGGGUGCAACAUUUGCAAGUAAUGAUUUUUAAAAGGAUGUGCAAAUUUCUAGACACCUUCCCCACUUCCAAUCAGUGCAUAUCCAUGGCCCUUUGAACUGAGAUGGCAAGCUCAUCGCAGACCAGGGAAGAGUAUUCAACAACCAGCAGAAGGCCUGGAACCCACAUCAGACCCCUCACUGGCCCUCCCUCCUCUCAUUGGAGACCUUUCCUGUGUGCGUGCCAAGUGCAAUAUUCUCACUCCAGCUCUGCCCAUCGCUAGGACUGGCGUCCACCCAGGCAUCUCCAUUUUCCUCUGUUUCACAUACCAAGCAUCUGAACAAAAGCAUGCAGGGACUGAAAGAAAAAUAGGUGAGCCCAACACCAACAUUACAAGGUUCUAAGUGUCUUAGUACACAUCAGCAGAAAUUCUUUACUAAAUUAGAAGUGGAAAACUGGAAUCAAUUGCUCACAUGUAGGGCUUAAUUAAAUGCUCUAUUUUUUUCUCCCCAGUAAUGUCCUGGGGGACUAGUCUAGCUUUGCAGAGUCCCGCUUUCCUUCAUGCUGAUUGGCUGAUGUAGCAAUGACAAGCAACUUGCUAGACAGUCUCUUCAUCCCCAUUGGCUGGAAGGACUCUUGUGAUUCCCAGAAGGGCUUGUUUUAUCUGAGGCCAAUGGGUGUGACUGUAACCAAAGAGAGUAAUUUUCCAGCUAAAGCCAAAGAGCAAAUGGCCUUUACCUCAAGCCAUUUUCAUGUUGUAUUGUAGAUACAUCUACCAGAGGUAGAUUUAAAAUGUUGGUUCAACAUCUCCUAGCCAGACAGAGUUGAGCCCAAAAAGUGACUUGGAGAUGGAUGGGUUAAUUCUUUAACACAAUGUAAGUGAGGCUCCACCCACUGACUCCAUUUUGGUGGCUUUUAAGACUUGAGAAAUUGGUAACUGGAAGGCCCAUCACAAGACAAUCUAAGCAGGGAGUUUCCAUGAGGUGGGUCUGUGAACCUGUGGAGAUCACGCAUCUGCUUUGAAAAGGGGUCCAACAAUUUUACCAGAUCCUCAAAGGAAUCCACAACCCUGCAAAAAGGAUAAAAAGUUCUUAAGUCAACCAGUGCCCACAUUUUAAGAUGGAGAGACCAAGGCUCAGAGAGGGAAAGCCACCUGUCCAAGGCCACAAAGCCAGUUCAUUUAGUUAGAUCCAAGUAUCCUGGUUCCCAGCAGAAUACUCUUUCUAGUCUAUCAUGCUGCUGCUCUUAGGCUCACCUAAAACAGUGCCCAAACCCUCAAAGAAAAUAAUUCAAGACAAGAUUAUAACAACACUACAAUGCUUUCCUGAGCAGAGGAAGUAGGGCUGGCUUGGGAUGUCUCGGGCACCAACUCUCACCUAUCCUGCGUUAUAUAACAGUGGACCUAGAAAUUGAUUUCACUGUAUCUUCCUUUUCUCAUUGAUUCCAAGAAGAGGGUAGAUGAGAUGGUGGUUAAAGUCCUUCCCAGUGUGGACAGUCUGUGAUUCUGGAAGUAGAGUUCAUCGCAACAAUGUAUACUACAGAGGGGCAUGUAAGAAACAAGGAGAGGGGUGAGAAAGCCAAACAGACCAAGGUCCCUGACUAUCCACGGAAUUGUUCGCUUAGCAAAAAUCAGCAAGGAGGUCAAGUUUGAAUAGGCGAUCAUUGAGAACCCUGUCCGCCCGCUGCCUGCCACGUUCCUCCCCGCCCCACCCUGCCUCCGCACCCGCCAGUGCCUGGCUACAUAUCUGUUCAUGCCCAGCUGCCUGCACCUCUUCAGCGGCAUUCAACUCCUUGCCUCCUCUUCCUCAUGUUGAAAUACUAAUAAUGGGCAU
Hipposideros armiger (great roundleaf bat) is the source of this 5926-nucleotide messenger RNA. It is a transcript of the gene KCNG4, whose product is annotated as potassium voltage-gated channel modifier subfamily G member 4. Gene Ontology annotation, biological process: action potential; potassium ion transmembrane transport; protein homooligomerization. Gene Ontology annotation, molecular function: delayed rectifier potassium channel activity. The transcript is spliced from 4 exons. The record is from RefSeq and is a predicted model, not a curated record. Lineage: Eukaryota; Metazoa; Chordata; Mammalia; Chiroptera; Hipposideridae. The coding region runs from base 547 to 2085 and encodes 512 amino acids. Gene Ontology annotation, cellular component: voltage-gated potassium channel complex; membrane.